Cucurbita maxima (winter squash) is the source of this 678-nucleotide messenger RNA. Its product is annotated as histone H2A-like. Bases 88 to 537 code for a protein of 149 amino acids. NCBI's taxonomy places the organism in Eukaryota, Viridiplantae, Streptophyta, Magnoliopsida, Cucurbitales, Cucurbitaceae. The transcript is spliced from 2 exons. Gene Ontology annotation, molecular function: structural constituent of chromatin; DNA binding; protein heterodimerization activity. Gene Ontology annotation, cellular component: nucleosome. The record is from RefSeq and is a predicted model, not a curated record.
CGAACCAAAUCCGCUCAUUCUCUACACCACGGUCGAUUAGAACACCAAUAGUUCUCCAGCCGCCGUAAAUCCUUCAACUACAAUCCAAUGGAGGCUAGCGCAAAGGCAAAGAAAGGAGCAGGAGGAAGAAGAGGAGGCGAGAAGAAGAAGUCGGUUUCUCGAUCCGUCAAGGCCGGUCUUCAAUUCCCCGUCGGCCGUAUCGCUCGUUAUCUGAAGAAAGGGCGCUACUCUCAACGUGUUGGCACCGGCGCUCCAGUCUACUUGGCAGCCGUGAUGGAGUAUCUAGCCGCUGAAGUUCUUGAAUUGGCUGGAAACGCUGCUAGAGACAACAAGAAGAACAGGAUCAUUCCUAGGCAUGUGCUAUUGGCGAUCAGGAACGACGAGGAACUCGGAAAAUUGCUCGCCGGCGUAACUAUUGCUAGUGGUGGAGUUCUUCCAAAUAUUAAUCCGAUUCUGUUGCCGAAGAAGACAGAUAAGGCUGUGAAAGAGCCGAAAUCUCCAUCAAAGGGCGGAAAGUCGCCGAGCAAGUCGUCUUAAACGGUGAAUUAAUCUGUAAUUUAGGGUUCUAUGUUUUGUGGUAAGCGUAGACGAAGAUCUAGAGAUUAAUGUAAUCGAUAUGUUUAAUUUACCAAUUUACCGGCGAGGAAUCAACCUGAUGACUUGUUCUGUUCUUACUUC